This is a messenger RNA of Toxorhynchites rutilus septentrionalis, 2286 nucleotides long. Its product is annotated as zinc finger protein 3 homolog. The record is from RefSeq and is a predicted model, not a curated record. Bases 245 to 2221 code for a protein of 658 amino acids. NCBI's taxonomy places the organism in Eukaryota, Metazoa, Arthropoda, Insecta, Diptera, Culicidae. The transcript has 3 exons. Gene Ontology annotation, biological process: regulation of DNA-templated transcription. Gene Ontology annotation, molecular function: RNA polymerase II cis-regulatory region sequence-specific DNA binding; DNA-binding transcription factor activity, RNA polymerase II-specific.
CAAACAAAACACAGUAGACUUCCAAGAUGGCUGAAGAGUGGUUUUAGCAAGUUGGCCCACCUUAGGAUAUACUUCUAGGCGCCUUGGACUGCAGCUCUGGGCGCAGCCCUAUGUCGGAAGUAAUGCAUACCGUUUGCACACCCCUCGGUUUGUAUGCAAACACUGUCACGAAAAUUUAUUUUUCUUUGCGUUCGCAUACAGGAACUUUUCUCUUUAAUUAAUUAAGGAUUAUUGUUGCCCUACGAUGCCCUGUGUUGUUCCGACGUGUAGGAGUGCCGAUGGAGCUUUCAAAUUAUUUCCACGGAGCGAGGUGCUUUCCUCGAGAUGGCUAGAGGCGAUCCAAGCAGGAUCCGGAUCCAUUGUGCCAAUCAGCGAAGAUCUCGAACUAAGUCAAUCAGAAAUAUGUAUGUGGCAUUUCCCGGCGGAUGAGGAUGAAACAGAUGAGUAUCAUUAUCAGGAACCGACGUUAUUCGCGAAUUGUUUGGGAGAAUAUGUGGAAAUUGGCAGCUGUCGACUGUGCUUACGGUUUUAUCCUGCUUCAGCUAUGAUAUCAAGACAUGAAUUCACCGAAGAAAAUACAUCCUCGGUCAUCAUCGAACAGCUGAUGAAUGUUUGCUUUCAGGAUAAUGAUUUCCUCCAUCUGAUAUGUCAGGAAUGUUUGGCAAGAAUUGAAAUUUUAAAUUCUAUUCAAACUUUUUUCGCAAACAAUGCGGCGGAGUACCAAGAAGUUGCUAAAAUAGGCGAAAGUAGCGCUCAGGAACUGCACUGUACAAUAAAGCUUGAACAUCCAUCCGUGGAUGCAUUCAUAGAAGAAGAAACUAACGAAUGGACUCCCGAACUUCACGAUACCGUUGUAGAUUUAAGCAGCGAAGAACAUGGAUUAUCGUCAAACGAAUCUGAAUUGGCGACAGAGGUGUCAGGAUUAAUCAUAGCAGAUGAAUUUGGAUCCGACCAAGUGGGAGCGACUGUGAAUUCUAACACUAUGAAGAAAACAAUGGACAGAAAAUGCUAUAUUUGUGUUAAAGUUUUAGACGAUGCAAAUGAUUUGCUGUCUCACCUCACCGAACAACAUGCGACAAAAACCGAUUACCAUUGCCAUGAAUGUGAUAAGAAGUUUCCUGAGGUGGCACCGUAUAAUCGGCAUCUGGGUCGUCAUGAAGGGAACGAACGUCCCCAUAAAUGUUCGCUCUGCCUUCUUCGGUUUUGUGCGAAAAAGCAGAUGAGAGCCCAUCAGAACAAGGUCCACCAGGUAGCAAAUAAGGUAAAGCGUAAUUCCGAAACAGCCCGAUCGAACAUAUGCGAAACAUGUGGCAAAAUGUUCAAGUACAGAAGUAAACUCACAAACCACAUUCGGGUAGCGCAUGAGAAAUUGCUGGUACAUAAUUGUAAUAUUUGCAAUAAAACUUUUACGGCUAAAUCCAGCCUAGAGCGACACAUGCUUCUGCAUACCGACGAAAAACCACACAAAUGCCCGGAGUGCGGCAUAUGCUUCCGUCGGUUGUUGAAUUUGCGAAACCACAUCGAUAUGGUCCACGAAGGGAAAAAUCCUCACGUCUGCUCGGUUUGUAAUCUGGAGUUCAAAAACUAUCAUGCCCUUUACGUACAUAAACAAUAUGUUCACCUCAAAAAACUACCCUCGUCUGCUCAGACGAAACCUUACCAUCUAAUCUGCCAACUUUGUAAAAUAGCACAUAAAAAAUCGGAUGAACUGGCCGAACACAUACAGACCAGCCACGCGGACGAAGAGUAUCCCUACGUGCAGUGUCCAAACUGUCCCCGAACAUUCCUCACCAAGCAACAACUGGCGCAUCACAAAGAGAUCCACACCGACAAGUACGCUUGUGCGGAGUGUGGUCAACGUCAUGCCACGAUACAACGACUCCAAACGCACAUGGACAAUCGACACACGGAUGUGCGUAAGUAUGAUUGCCCACUUUGCAUCACCAAAUCAUACAAAACUGCGUCGGCACUGCGGCGACACGUUGCGUCCCACACCAAAGGGAAGACCUUCACGUGCGAUUUCUGUGAUAAAUCUUUCAUGCGAAAGGAUCAGCUAGCUAUUCAUAGGCGGAUACAUACGGGCGAAAAACCUUUCCAAUGUAUGGUUUGUUCGAAACGGUUCAGCGAUGACGCCACAUUCAGCAAGCACAAGAAACGUUGUCAAAUGAUUUCGUUCGCGCCCGAGGAAACAAUUGAUAACUUAUUCGAAGAUAGUUUUUGAAGGUAAGUGAGAGGAGGAAGUAACAGCGAUUAGCCAAAAAUAUAUCUACGUUCGUGUAGAGCGCA